AUGAAGGAAGCCCUCGCACUCUUCUUCACACUUUCCCUCUAUCUCCUCCCCAACCCAACUCAUUCUACGCGCAACCCCAUCCGCCUUCCCACCGCCGCGUCAGGCGGCAUUCCGGUGGUGGACAUGGAGGGAGACGAGCUACAGCCCGGCAAACCUUACAUGUUACGCUCCUGGAAUUGGACCCACGGAGGAGUGAGACUUGCUAGUUUGGACGGGGCGACCACCAUUUGCCCAAGCGACGUCAUCUUAGGAUGCAAAUUAGACUACGGCAGCACCGUUACCUUCACCCCGGCGGACCCGAACGCCGCCGUCGUCUUGCGGUCGAGUUUCCUGAACAUCCAAUUCGCCGUCCCGACGGUCAGGCUUUGUGCAAAUAACGUGUCUUGGGAGGUUGAGUACGAGGCUAGUUCCGGGCAACGUUUCGUGAAGGCCGGUGAUGUUUUGUCGCACCCGUUCAAGAUUGAGUCAAUCGCACCCGGGCUUAGAGCUUACAUGAUCACUUAUUGUGAGUCCGGCACCGACAACUGCUACGAAGUUGGCUCACACUACGGCCAGCAGACGCGUUUGGCUCUCAGUACUGAUGAAGUCUAUGCUGUUACGUUUAUGAAACCUCGAGAUGUGUAA
Ipomoea triloba (trilobed morning glory) is the source of this 624-nucleotide messenger RNA. Its product is annotated as sporamin B-like. Gene Ontology annotation, molecular function: endopeptidase inhibitor activity. Bases 1 to 624 code for a protein of 207 amino acids. NCBI's taxonomy places the organism in Eukaryota, Viridiplantae, Streptophyta, Magnoliopsida, Solanales, Convolvulaceae. The transcript has a single exon. The record is from RefSeq and is a predicted model, not a curated record.